GACAAACCAAAACUAUUUUCUAAUGGGCCAACCCAAACUUGUUAAAGCCCAAACAAGAGUGACUCAUCAAGCCCUAAAGCCGAGCUAGGUUUCACAUAGUUGUGGUAUAAAAAGCUCCUUCUUCGUCUUCGCGAUCGAAACACACUCGUCUUUUGUUUGUGCAGCAGCCAUGGUGCAAGUCAGAUUCUACCGCAACUAUGGGAAAACAUUCAAGAAGCCACGUCGUCCUUACGAGAAGGAGCGUCUCGAUGCUGAGCUAAAGCUCGUUGGAGAAUACGGUCUCCGUUGUAAGAGAGAGCUGUGGAGGGUUCAAUACGCGCUUAGCCGUAUCCGUAACGCCGCGAGAGAUCUUCUCACCCUCGACGAGAAGAACCCUCGUCGUAUCUUUGAAGGUGAAGCUCUUCUCAGGAGGAUGAACCGUUCUGGGCUUCUUGAUGAGAGCCAGAACAAGCUCGAUUACGUUCUUGCUUUGACUGUUGAGAAUUUCCUUGAACGUCGUCUCCAAACCAUUGUCUUCAAGUCCGGUAUGGCCAAGUCCAUUCACCAUGCUCGUGUCCUUAUCCGACAAAGGCACAUUAGGGUUGGGAGGCAGCUGGUGAACAUUCCAUCUUUCAUGGUGAAAGUAGACUCACAGAAACACAUUGACUUUUCUCUAACCAGUCCAUUUGGUGGUGGUCGACCCGGAAGAGUGAAGAGAAGGAACGAGAGAGCUGGAGCCAAGAAGGCUAGCGGCGGUGGUGAUGGAGAUGAGGAUGAUGAAGAGUGAAAGUACCUAAACCCUACCCUUUAUUAGAUAAAUCACUACCUAAAACCUACCAAGAUGGUAUUAAGUUAUUUAAUAAUCUAUUGCUCUUGUCACUUUCUUUUUUGAGAUGUUUGGUUUAUGAAGUUAUCUUUAACUAGUAGAAGAAGUGAAGUGUGCUGGUAUUUUGGUGAUGGAUUUAGUUUUUAUGUUAUUGUGUUUUUGCAAUAAUGCUUUUUUAUAGUGGACCGUUCUGUUCUUGUU
Eutrema salsugineum is the source of this 1006-nucleotide messenger RNA. RefSeq names its product 40S ribosomal protein S9-2. The record is from RefSeq and is a predicted model, not a curated record. Gene Ontology annotation, biological process: translation; positive regulation of translational fidelity. Bases 170 to 766 code for a protein of 198 amino acids. Gene Ontology annotation, molecular function: structural constituent of ribosome; rRNA binding. NCBI's taxonomy places the organism in Eukaryota, Viridiplantae, Streptophyta, Magnoliopsida, Brassicales, Brassicaceae. The transcript has 3 exons. Gene Ontology annotation, cellular component: cytosolic small ribosomal subunit.